Messenger RNA from Vigna radiata var. radiata (mung bean), 1779 nucleotides. Its product is annotated as cannabidiolic acid synthase-like 1. The record is from RefSeq and is a predicted model, not a curated record. The coding region runs from base 77 to 1705 and encodes 542 amino acids. The transcript has a single exon. NCBI's taxonomy places the organism in Eukaryota, Viridiplantae, Streptophyta, Magnoliopsida, Fabales, Fabaceae. Gene Ontology annotation, molecular function: FAD binding; oxidoreductase activity.
UCACGGUAAGGGAAAGUGAAAUAUUAAACUCCAAACUACUAUAAAUUAAACACUUUGCACAAACCAUUCACAAAAAAUGAAGUAUCUUAGCACCUAUUUCACCUUUGCUACCAUCAUUGCUUUUUUAUUUUCAUUUGAACCUCCUUUACUUGAUUCUCGUGAAAAGUUUGUUCAAUGUCUUUACAACUAUCCCAAUAUUUCCAACUCAAUCUCCAAUGUUGUUUAUACAGAAACCAACUCUUCAUAUUCCUCUAUACUAGACAUGUCCAUUCAAAAUGAUAGGUUCUCCAACUUAAGCUCAAAACUCCAAGUCAUUGUCACACCACUCGAUGUUUCCCACAUUCAAGCCACCGUAAUGUGCUCCCAACGUCAUGGCUUGCAGAUUCGAACCCGAAGUGGAGGCCAUGAUUACGAGGGUCUCUCGUACGUUGCCCAAGUUCCCUUUGUGAUCAUUGAUCUCUUCANCCUUCGANAAAUCANAGUUGACGUANAAAACCAAACUGCNUGGGUUCAAGCUGGGGCAAAUCUUGGUGAACUUUANUACACGAUUAGCCAGAAAAGCAAAACNCUAGGNUUCCCAGCGGGUGUGUGUNCCACUGUAGGCGUUGGUGGCCACUUCAGNGGUGGUGGUUAUGGAUCCUUGAUGCGUAAGUACGGUCUUGCCGCAGAUAAUAUCAUUGAUGCUCACAUAAUAGACGUGAAUGGUAAUCUUCUUGACAGAGAAGCNAUGGGUGAGGAUNUGUUUUGGGCUAUUAGAGGAGGUGGUGGAGCAAGCUUUGGAGUCAUCGUGGCUUGGAAGAUAAAGCUAGUUCCAGUUCCAUCAACUGUGACAGUUUUCAAUGUUGCAAGGACAUUGGAAGAGAAUGCAACCGAGAUCAUUCAAAAGUGGCAGCUUGUGGCCCAUAAAUUGGACGAGCGCAUAUUCAUUAGGGUGGACCUGAAAACGGUAAAUUCAGUUGAACAUGGAAAGCAAACAAUACAAGCAAAUUUUGUGUCCAUGUUUCAAGGAGGUGUAGAAGAACUUAUUCCAUUGAUGCAAAAGAAUUUACCGGAGUUGGGUUUGGACAGAAAAGACUGUAUUGAGACUAGUUGGAUUGGUUCAGUUCUUUUCGCGAAUGCUGUGGUUCUUGGAACUAAUUACAUGAAUGAAGUCCCUGAAGUUUUGCUUAACAGAACUCGAUUUCGUGCAGGAAUAAUGAAAGGAAAAUCUGAUUAUGUUAGGAAACCCAUUCCUAUUGAUGGAUUACAAGGAUUAUGGCGUUUGCUUUAUGAAGUUCCAAAUAGUCAGCUUCAGUUCGCCCCUUAUGGAGGCAUAAUGGAUGAGAUAUCGGAAACUGAAAUUGCAUUCUCACACAGAUCUGGAAUCAUAUUUCAUAUUCAUUACAUGGUGGGUUGGGAAGAGGAAGGCGAUGAGGCUGCAGAAAGGUACAUGAAUUGGAUUAGAAAGUUGUACAAAUAUAUGGAACCUUAUGUUUCAAACUCUCCGAGAGCUGCAUAUAUAAAUUACAGAGACCUUGACAUUGGGGUUAAUAACAAUGAUGGUUAUACAAGCUACAAUCAAGCCAGCAUUUGGGGUCUCAAGUAUUUCCGUAACAAUUUCAGGAGAUUGGCUGUAGUGAAGACCAAGGUUGAUCCUCACAACUUCUUUAGAAACGAACAAAGUAUUCCUACCCUAUCCGAUGAAGAAAAUUUAUCGAACAUCUAGUAGAAUCUAGUAUCUAUCAUUCAAAUAAAAUAAAUGUAUCGAACAUUUUGUUAUCGUAUAUUUAUUUUCUUUCA